Acipenser ruthenus (sterlet) is the source of this 3226-nucleotide messenger RNA. RefSeq names its product D-aspartate oxidase (gene ddo). The transcript is spliced from 5 exons. Lineage: Eukaryota; Metazoa; Chordata; Actinopteri; Acipenseriformes; Acipenseridae. Bases 162 to 1178 code for a protein of 338 amino acids. Gene Ontology annotation, molecular function: D-amino-acid oxidase activity; FAD binding. The record is from RefSeq and is a predicted model, not a curated record.
UCUGCUGGCGAUGUAAAAGAGUGUUCGGUAUUAUUAACAUUACAGUAAGUUUAAUCCGCUAGCAACGAAUACGUUUUGAAAAGUACUGUAUACAGAACAAGAAGGCAGCUGCAGGAGUUUGAACGCAUCUGUACCGCGGGCUCAGUCUUAAGGAAGGCAGCAUGGGCAGAGUGCGGGUGGCUGUGGUUGGUGCCGGGGUGGUCGGUCUGUCCACAGCAUUGUGUAUUGCGGAGUGCAUUCCCAAGUGCUCUGUGACAGUGUUAGCUGACACGUUCAGUCCUGACACUGUGAGCGAUGGAGCUGCGGGAUUCGUGUACGUAAACAAAUUUCCAGAUACACCAGUGGACCGGCAAAGGCGCUGGCUAAAGGACACAUUUGAUCACCUUUUUUCCAUUUCAAACUCUUCAGAAGCUCCCGAUGCUGGGGUCUAUUUAAUUUCUGGGUGGCAGGUAUUCCGUGAGCCUCCCAGUGAAAAGAGACCUUACUGGGCAGACGUUGUUCUUGGGUUUCGUUUCAUGUCCGAUGCUGAACUAGAAAAGUUUCCACAGCACAAGUUUGGCCAGGCAUUCACGACCUUGAAGUGUGAAUGCCCCAUCUAUCUGCCUUGGCUUGAGAAAAGGUUCAAGAAUGCUGACGGACAGGUGCAGCCUGGGAGAGUGACAGACUUCGGCCAGCUGUGCGUCAACUAUGACAUCAUCGUCAAUUGCAGCGGUCUAGGAUCCUUGAGUCUGGUAGGUGAUACGGACCUCCACCCUGUGAGGGGUCAGAUCCUAAAGGUGCAAGCGCCCUGGCUGAAGCACUUCAUCAGGGAUGGGGACGGCCUCACCUACAUCUUCCCCGGAAUCAGUAGCGUCACCCUUGGCGGAACGAGACAGAAAGACGACUGGCGCUUAACAGCAGACCCCAAAGACUGUUCUGAUAUGUUUGAAAGGUGCUGUGCUCUGGAGCCUUCCCUCAAGAAAUCCCAGGUGCUGACGGAGUGGGUUGGCCUCCGACCCUCUAGGGGGGGCCUGAGGCUGGAGAAGGAAAUGUUUCAGCAUGGCAGCCGUCAAGUGCCCAUCAUCCACAAUUACGGGCACGGAGGAGGAGGCAUUAGCUUGCACUGGGGCACUGCACUGGAAGCCACACAGCUAGUGAAAGAGUGCAUUGGUAACAGGUAUCUAGCUUCUAACCUGUAGGCAAGUAAGCCAUGUUUUUAGGCAGGCUGUUGCUUGGUACAGCUGCAGUAGAGUGACCAACUUUUGAAACCCAUCCACUUACUUUCUACUGUCAAUCAAUGUGUUGAUAAAUGCUUAUUUUAUGCAGCAAAUUAAUUGAAACAAUUUGUUUAGAUAUACAGUUUCUUGUUUUAGUUUCAAUUAAGAAUGUUAAAUACUAUCUGUUGCUGUUUUAGUAUAACUAUCAUAAAGUUGAAUUCUCUGAAAAGGUACAAAGGGUGAAUAUAGGGCAUUUUAACUGGAUGUAAAUCUAACGGAGGGUAUAUUUUAUAUCAAGCUGAUUGACUGUAAUUAUAAUUAAAAAAUGGUUGUAAAACAGGUAUUUAUUACAUUUGAAUUCUAAUUUAUCCAGCAACCGUUUCCAGUUUCUCUUCAUUUACAAAAACAAUGGAAGCAUUUCAUUUUCCCAGACCAGGAGAAUUAUCGCCUUGGAUUAUGAUGUCAUCAUACCUGGUCUUGGCUUUAAAAAGCUCUACCUAGAUAAGACCUAUAAAUAAAUGUAUGUAUUAUAUAUUCCACACACACAGUACUAGAAAGCAACACAUUCAAAGAACAGAGCUGUAGUUAGGAAUUGUUUAAUUUUUGUCGAUUUCAGGUUUGUCCAGGGGGUCACCCUGCUGGUGAGGCCCAAUUUUUGCAAUUUUAUAAUUAAAAAAAAAAAAAAAAAAGUUGCCCAAUAAUAAAAUUUGUAUGAGAAUCAGUGUAAGUUAUGAAUACCCUAAUAAUUCAGUAAUUAAGUUUGCCCAUCAAUACCUUGCUCAUCUCUAUAGAAAGACUGCAUACACACUGUGGGUUGGCAGCUCCCUCUGGUGGAGCCCAACAGUCCAGUGUUUUCCUUGAAAGAGCAGUAAAGUCACAGCAGCAGGGCUCAAAUUUGUGAGCCGUGGGUUGCCAGGGGCGACCAAAAUUUGUCUUGGCGGUGUGGUCCAGUGGUUAAAGAAAAGGGCUUGUAACCACGAGGUCCCCGGGUUCAAAUCCCACCUCAGCCACUGACUCAUUGUGUGACCCUGAGCAAGUCACUUAACCUCCUUGUGCUCCGUCUUUCGGGUGAGACGUAGUUGUAAGUGACUCUGCAGCUGAUGCAUAGUUCACACACCCUAGUCUCUGUAAGUUGCCUUGGAUAAAGGCGUCUGCUAAAUAAACAAAUAAUAAUAAUAAAUAAUAAUAUAUUAAUUUGCACUCACCAUCGGCAACUAUGGGUGGUGGGGAGGUCGAUACACAAAUAAAAACAUGGUUUCGCCAUGGAAAAAGACUCCUCUUGUACAUAGCGCUACCACGGAACACUAACGCCACUUUCUAUGGCAUGUUCUCUUUGCCAUGUAACGCAGCGACCUUGAAGGUUAAUGGUUACAUUUCUAUUUCAGGGAACCAGGGUUAUGAUAACCUAACAUUCCCUUUCAAGUACAAAACGUAACCAUUACCAAAAGGAUGAAUAUACCCAAGCUGUCGCAAAGGCACGAUUGCAAAACAACCGGAAUUCUGCACAGUUGAGCAGAGAGGCUGCCCUGUGCAUUACCAUUUGAAACCCCAGUAACAAGUAGCUGGGGUGAAAAAUUGAGGGAGAAAUUCACCUCUAUGCCUGUGUUGUAAGGGGCAACUGGGAAGCUGCCUUUAACACACUAGUUCCAAAACCAGGGUUUUGAGGAUCUAUGACAUUCAGUCUGUAGAACCUAGUGAAGGGAUGGGGAGUAGCCCACACAAUUGCAUAUGUCCUUGACAGAUGCACCCUGGAAUAAAGCCCACUUUGCUCUGGUAAUUCGACAACACACAUUUUCGGUUUAAGGAGAAACAUUACACGUGGUCACUAGACCUGCUUUUCUGCAUUUCACGAAAACAUUAUUUCAUGCUAAUCUGCACAAACAAAAAGCACUGCGAGCACUCAUGCUCUAGGAGUAAUGCAAAACCUGUAUUGCCUGACACUGGCCAAAAAUAAUAAGCAUAUUGCAUUACCUUGUUCACAAGAUAUAUUAUGAGCAUAUAAUUUUAGAAACUUGCAGAUUAAUAUUGUA